UCUUUCUCCCUUCCCCUCCCUCCCCAGCCUUCCCCGCGAGCGGACGCGGCAGCGCCUCUGUCUCGUUUUUUCUUAUUUUUUUCCCCCCCUUUCCCCUUCCUUUUUUUUUCCUUUUUCCCCUUUUCCCCCCUUUCAUCAUUUCCCCGCGGAGGCGCUUCCCCCGGGCAGGGGCAGAGCCGGUCUCACCCCCCGCCUCUCCCCGGCCCCCGCCGCCCUAUGGCGAGAGGGAACCCCCUCCCCACCCGGGCACAAGCGGCUGCGGUUGGAGGAGCGGGACCGGCAGCGGCCUCAGGUCCGGGGGCGUCAUGGAACUAAUUCGCUGACCGACCCACAGGCCGCAGCCGUGCGUCCCGCUCGAGCGCCCGCGCCCUCCGGCCCGGUUCCCCCUCUUCUCCCUCCUCAGUCGGCCCCGUCCUCGUCCCGCGCGCCCCGUCGCCGCGCGCUGAGGAAAAUGAGGUGGUAACGGGCCCCCGGAUGACCCCUCGUCACCACUGUGAGGCCUACAGCUCUGCCGGGGAGGAGGAGGAGGAGGAGGAGGAGGAAGAGGAGAAGGUCAUUUGUGGCAGAGGAAGUAGAAGGGAACGGACAAAUAGAUUAAGGAAGAAGGGACAGGAUUCAGAUUUGCUAGUCUGGGACCAGACGCAUCAGAGAUUCUAAGCUUCUGGACUAGAAGAAGUUUCUCAAUACUGAUGAAGAGCAGACUAGUAGAAUCAGCGUGUGUCCGGAAGGUGCACCGGGAUGGUUUGCAGUUAAACUGAGAUAAGUAGCUACAUCAAGCUGGGUGGCAGGCAGAUCCAAAGGAUAUCAUGAAGUUUCCAGGGCCUUUGGAAAACCAGAGAUUGUCUUUCCUGUUGGAAAAGGCAAUCUCCAGGGAAGCCCAGAUGUGGAAAGUGAAUGUGCUGAAAAUGCCUACAAAUCAGAAUGUUUCUCCAUCCCAGAGAGAUGAAGUGAUUCAGUGGCUGGCCAAACUCAAGUACCAAUUCAACCUUUACCCAGAAACAUUUGCUCUGGCUAGCAGUCUUUUGGACAGGUUCUUAGCUACUGUAAAGGCCCACCCAAAAUACCUGAGUUGUAUUGCAAUCAGCUGUUUUUUCCUAGCUGCCAAGACUGUUGAGGAAGACGAGAGAAUACCAGUACUGAAGGUGUUGGCAAGAGAUAGUUUCUGUGGAUGUUCUUCAUCUGAAAUUCUGAGGAUGGAGAGAAUUAUUCUGGAUAAGUUGAAUUGGGAUCUUCACACAGCCACACCAUUGGAUUUUCUUCACAUUUUCCAUGCCAUUGCAGUGUCAACUAGGCCUCAGUUGCUUUUUAGUUUGCCCAAACUGAGCCCAUCUCAACAUUUGGCAGUCCUUACCAAGCAAUUACUUCACUGUAUGGCCUGCAGCCAACUUCUGCAAUUCAAAGGAUCCAUGCUUGCCCUGGCCAUGGUUAGUUUGGAAAUGGAGAAACUCAUUCCUGAUUGGCUUCCUCUUACAAUUGAACUGCUUCAGAAAGCACAGAUGGAUAGCUCCCAGUUGAUCCACUGUCGGGAGCUUGUGGCACGUCACCUUUCUACUCUGCAGUCUUCCCUGCCUCUAAAUUCCGUUUAUGUCUACCGUCCCCUCAAGCACACCCUGGUGACCUGUGACAAAGGAGUGUUCAGAUUACAACCCUCCUCUGCCCCAGGCCCAGAUUUCUCCAAGGACAACAGCAAACCAGAAGUGCCAGUCAGAGGUACAGCAGCCUUCUGCCAUCAUCUCCCAGCUGCCAAUGGGUGCAAGCAUACCUCUGCUAAACGCAAAGUAGAGGAAAUGGAAGUGGACGACUUCUAUGAUGGGAUCAAACGGCUCUAUAAUGAAGAUAAUGCUUCAGAAAAUGUGGGUUCUGUGUGUGGCACUGAUUUAUCAAGGCAAGAGGGACAUACUUCCCCUUGUCCACCUUUGCAGCCUGUUUCUGUCAUGUAGCUCCAGGUGUUACCUUCAAGUGCAAACUAAGGUAGACUACUGUGGGAAUGGGAACAUGGAAAACAGGAUAGGCUGUAUAAAGGUAUAUACCUUAUCAGGCUGAUUCGAAAUAAGCCAGAAAAAAAAACCCUGUUGACUUGUAUGGCUAAUUAUAAUUCAACAUUAUUUAAGCACUUAAAGACCAAAAAAAGUGUAAAAUUCAAGAUCAAAAAAUUUUUAAGUAAAAAAUUUCUUCGUAGUGUUUGUCAUUUCCACCCUUUUCUCUGCUAAAAUGUAAUGUAGAUUAAUUACCCUGUGUCAGAAAUUCACGUUCAGUGUUUUUUUUUUUUUAAGUUCCAAAAUUCCUAGCUAGCAAACCUUGUCCCAGAAUCCUGAUUUAAUUUUCCUCUUGCUUUUGCUUGCUGCUGCUUUGAAUACUAAAUGAAUUUUAUGCAUGUUGAUCUAUAGCCUGACUUCCACUGAUGAGGAAACCCUGAAAAUUUAUUUUUAGCAAUUUAGUGAACAAAUUAUUUCAGUGACAGCCAUGUUUAAUCAAUGAUUCAAAUUCAACUUAAUCUGAAAAAGGUACUUCAGAAUUGUCUAUGAAUCAGAGUUGGUAACAGAAAAAGAACUCCCAUUACCAUGUUGAUUUUUGUUUGUCUCCUUUCAAUUUCUAGAGUUUGGAAACAAAAUUAAUAUUUUCAUUUUUAUCUUAAAUUGAAGCUUAAAAGUGGCAUGUGAUUAGCACACUCUUAAGAUUUGUUGGAAGCAUUUUUGACAUUUGUAAAAUAGAAUUUGUGAUAAAUUUAAUAUAUCCAGGUGCUCACCAAAGAAACAUGUUAACAACUAAAAUUAGAUUUUAAAAAAACUGUUCAGUUCACUCGUUUAUAAUCAGUAGGAGAGACUGUCUAGAUGUUGGAGCAGCUCUAUGAUUUGGGUCUGUAACAUGUAAUAACUGAAUUCAGUACCCUAGUUUUAUGUUAAGCUAUUAGGAUUUUCUUGAUAAAAGUUAAUCCCCUUGCCUCCCCAGCCUACCUGUAUUUCUCUUCAUGACUUCUGGGUCCUGAGCUCCCUGUGCAGCCUGAAGAAGGUACUGCAGUCAGAACCAUGUACUGAUGAUAAAAGCCUCUGGUAGCAAUAAAAGUUGUCCUUAA
Eubalaena glacialis (North Atlantic right whale) is the source of this 3073-nucleotide messenger RNA. RefSeq names its product cyclin I (gene CCNI). Gene Ontology annotation, molecular function: cyclin-dependent protein serine/threonine kinase regulator activity. Gene Ontology annotation, biological process: mitotic cell cycle phase transition; regulation of cyclin-dependent protein serine/threonine kinase activity. Gene Ontology annotation, cellular component: cyclin-dependent protein kinase holoenzyme complex; nucleus; cytoplasm. The record is from RefSeq and is a predicted model, not a curated record. NCBI's taxonomy places the organism in Eukaryota, Metazoa, Chordata, Mammalia, Artiodactyla, Balaenidae. The coding region runs from base 807 to 1940 and encodes 377 amino acids. The transcript is spliced from 8 exons.